AAACAACGAAUGAAACAUAUGGAGUAAUUUUUUGUUAAUACGCAAGAAGUUAUAUGAUUAGCUUAUGAAAGAAGCCAUGCUCUUAAAGUGUGGGGUUAUCCCCUAUGAUCUUUAUUAAUUUAGAUUCUUUUGCAUAGGAACAUGUUGAGUUCCUACUCAUGGCUAGGAAGGCAUAAGAAGAAGAAAGGAAAUGAUGGUGCUUCUUCAUCAAGAGGGCCGAGGCAUCCUAGUACACCUAGAGUAGAUCUAGGCCCUGUAGCACCACGAUUGUCUUCACGACUUAACAGGAGUAAGCCGACAAUCGUGAUUGAGGAGGAGGAUUCUUUGAGGGAUUUGAGUUCACACUUCCACUUUUCAAGGAGAUCCUUGAGUCACACCAGCAGAAGGCUAUCUAUUGAUAGCAAGAGAUCAAGGAGCAUGAAUGGACAGCUCCCACCAGAGUUUGAGGUGAUGGAGACUGAUAAUAGUUGGAGAUUCGAGAGGACACAACUGAAGCUCUCAUGCAUCCCUUCCUCCAGUUUCUCGGUGGGUGUCCUAGUCCAUGAAGAUAACAAGAUGGGAUGAAUUGCCUGUAUAUAAAUAAGGAGAGCUAAACUAGCGAGACUUCGACCAGUACCAAGGAUGAGGAACACAACUGAGACAUAUAUUGGAUGAAUGUGGUCUCUUGUCAUUACUCAGUUAGGAGAGAGUAUAUAUAUAUAUGUCCUCGCUCAAGAGUUUUUGGCCACAUUGACAAUUGAGGAAGCCAAGACCUUGAGUGCGAUUUGCAUUUCCUAUAUGUAGACACCACUUUUUGUCCGAGUUUAAAUAUUAAUUAAAUAAAUUUUAAUUUUCGUU
This is a messenger RNA of Linum trigynum, 837 nucleotides long. Lineage: Eukaryota; Viridiplantae; Streptophyta; Magnoliopsida; Malpighiales; Linaceae. The record is from the annotation of a GenBank genome assembly.